UAUGUAACCGGUGAACUCGGAGUGUGUUAACCGUCACUUCGGUGGAAAUAUGAGUCUUUGAAAACAUCACAACACGUUUGUUCGUUUGUUUCUUCGAACGUUCGUUUGUUCGGCGGGAAAACGGGACAGUCUUGUUUAUGAAGAGUGACCGUUAGAACGUUCGUGCUCUGCCGUAGUUUCGACAUCUGUUGAAACACGAAGAGACAAAGCUGUCAGUUAAAGAAGGUCAACCUCAUGUGAUUGGGUCGCUCAUGCCGAUCGUUGCCGCGCCAGGCGACGACGUCAUACUGCCAUGUCACCUGGAACCUUUCAUGAACGUUGAGGCACUGACGGUGGAGUGGUCGAAGCCCGAUCUGAAGCCAGACCCCUUGGAUAGGCUCAGUCGGGUCGAGUAUGUGCAUCUCUACAGGGACCGCCGGGAAGUUCCAGACAUGAAGAUCCAGUCGUACGUCAAGAGGACAGCAUUGUUCACAGAUCGCCUGAAACAUGGGAACAUAUCGCUCAAAAUUCUGAAUGUGACAGUGGAAGAUGAAGGAAGAUACAAGUGUUUCAUCCCAAAGUUAAACAGCCCCUUUAAGGAUUCAAUUGUUCAGCUUGUUGUAGAUCCAAACUUAAAAGAAACAACAACGACAGAGACAACACUUCAUCCCAGAACUCUCCAGCCUCCAGAGCCAAAGAAUGAGACAAAUCUUACAGGUGGUCGGUCCCAUCUGGCUCUGCUCUUAGUGGCAGUUUUCUGGGUCGUACUAGUCCUGGGUGGUGGAGUUGGUGGAUAUUUAUUUCAUAGACACAAGCAUCAUCAACAAAACCUUGUGAAGUAUGAUGCUGCCUCACAUACAAUCUAGGUGCCUUGCUUGAAGGCACGUUGAGAGUCGAUGUUAACGGAGAUGAGAGUGUGGAUCUCCAAUGAGAUCUUCACGAUGGAUGCAGAUCAUCAUUGCAAAGCAUGUAGGCGUGAGCUUUGUAACCAGGCGACAUCUGAUGGGGUUUAAACGGAGAUGACUUCAAUAGGUGGAAAACACCCAUACAUACUCCGUGGUCACCUGCGGAACAAGCUGGAUUUCUGCAGCAACAUGCUGGCGGUCCACCAGUUUGUUGUGGACAGUACUGUCUCAUUGGCCGGGACAAUAUGUCAAUAAGGGAAAAUUGUCCUUCAUUUUUUAUACAAUGGUUGUUGAACUUUUGGCCUUGCUACUGGCUUUUAUUGUUUUUAAUCAAUCAUUGUAAGGUCUAUAUACCUCCGUUUUGAAGUACAUAUUUGUUGUUGCGGUCUCAGGCUGACACAGAAAAAUGAAUGCAUGCUUUUAUCACCUCAAGGCUUGACUACUGUAAUGCUAGUCUUCCAAAAAACAACUGUAGGCCACGUACAACUUGUUUAGAACGCAGCAGUGUCGACAAAGACCAGACAGUGAGCUUGGCUGGUCUCAGAUCCUCUGCAGAUGGAUUCCUGAACCCCAACUUAAAACACGGAGACAGUCCGCCUUCAGUCAAAGUGGCACUUUGUGGUCUCUGGGCUUAAAAAACC
This is a messenger RNA of Larimichthys crocea (large yellow croaker), 1525 nucleotides long. RefSeq names its product myelin-oligodendrocyte glycoprotein-like. The transcript is spliced from 5 exons. NCBI's taxonomy places the organism in Eukaryota, Metazoa, Chordata, Actinopteri, Sciaenidae. The record is from RefSeq and is a predicted model, not a curated record. The coding region runs from base 252 to 845 and encodes 197 amino acids. Gene Ontology annotation, molecular function: signaling receptor binding. Gene Ontology annotation, cellular component: external side of plasma membrane. Gene Ontology annotation, biological process: regulation of cytokine production; T cell receptor signaling pathway.